GAACAUGCUAUUAUUAUGUUGUUUUUUUUUUUCUCAUCGCGGUUUCGUAUUAAUUUUACGGGUUUUAACUAGAUUGUGUGUGUGUGUGUGUGUGUAACGAGACGUGCAUGUGCUGUAAAAUAAUAUAUAGAUCCGUUAUCAUUUCACUACGAAGUUAAAGACACGUGACAACGACGACUCUUGUGAAGCGAUGUGUCAAGUUGGACGUGAUAUGGGUUAUAUGGCCACGAUGUUUCCGUUUUCACCGCCGGGUGAAAAUAAUAAUACGCCACCCGCGGUGGAGGAAAUUAGUGAUCGUGUCGGAGCACAAGACAUUCGCCUUACACAGGUAGAACGCAACAGGGAUGUAAUGCUUUUCGGAGACGAAUCUCUAUUCAAAAAACACAAACAUUUUGCUUCUGUUCUAACGGUUGAUCCUUCAACCGAAUUAAAGAUUUCGUUGGCCGAGCCACCAAUUACAAACAAUACAACGUUGGCGUUGUUGUGAGGUCAGCUCCGGUUGAUAUACCUAAAAAACGUUUUAU
Metopolophium dirhodum (rose-grain aphid) is the source of this 524-nucleotide messenger RNA. RefSeq lists its product as uncharacterized. The record is from RefSeq and is a predicted model, not a curated record. The coding region runs from base 191 to 487 and encodes 98 amino acids. The transcript has 5 exons. NCBI's taxonomy places the organism in Eukaryota, Metazoa, Arthropoda, Insecta, Hemiptera, Aphididae.